This is a messenger RNA of Monomorium pharaonis (pharaoh ant), 3031 nucleotides long. RefSeq names its product tetratricopeptide repeat protein 27. The record is from RefSeq and is a predicted model, not a curated record. NCBI's taxonomy places the organism in Eukaryota, Metazoa, Arthropoda, Insecta, Hymenoptera, Formicidae. The transcript is spliced from 9 exons. Gene Ontology annotation, molecular function: protein binding. Bases 620 to 2989 code for a protein of 789 amino acids.
AUUAACUUUAUUAAAUUACAUAAUAAAAAUAUAAAGCACAAAAAUUAUGUUACAAAAAUUUUUUUUUCUAAAAAUAUAAAUUUUUAAUGUGUUUUUUUUUUUCGGAAAGAUCCAAGAAGGUGCAAGUAGUGAGGAUUAAAUUAAAUCAGAUCAACAAAGACGUCUGAAGGAUAUGAUUAUUCGUCUUUGUCUAUUCACAUAGGUCCUAAUUUAGCACAGAAAAGAACCACAAAAUUGUGAAAAUUAUUUACAAAAUUCAUAUAUGUUCAUAAUAUCGGUUGUGUAGUUCUUCAAUGUUCGCAUUUUACAUUACCUACGGGAUUCAUAGAUAUUUGAUUACGUAGUUCAAUGUGCGCAUAGAGGCGCUGAUGGAUGAAAACACCUAAAACGACGCGAUGACAGCUCUCAGGUUUCUGGUUGCUUAUACGAACCUAACCUCACAGUGGCGUGCAGCAGCCGAGCAGCGUGCAGUCACGUGGUAGUGUUCAUUCUCGCAUGUAAGAUCGAAAUUCCGGCUAAACCAGACUAAACAUAAAUUAGCUCUGUUAAAAAAAAAAAAAAUCGAAAGAAAACGGCAAACGGAGUAUUUUUCCAUAUACGUUUAUAAUUAUAUUAUAAUAUGGAUCUACAUACAAAUAAAAUAGACGAAAACAUAGAAAUUAAACUCUUGCUUAAUUUUUCCAUAAAUAAAGAUUUGCCACAUAAUGUGCAUAGCAUAUUAAAUGGCCAGUACAAAGAUGUAAUAAAUAAUGAACUGUCUACAUUUAUUGAAGCAAUAAGGAAUGGCGAUAACUUGGAAGAGAUUAUACAUAACAGUUUAUCCAAAACCCACGAGCAUUUGUCGUGGCUGUGUGCAGGAGUGGUUUCGUUAUUGUACUUUGUCCAAUGCAAUUGGACAGGUCCUUGCAUAGAUGAUGAUAUCGAUUGGUUAAAAACCAGGAGAGACGAGGCACUCAAGCAAUUAUCCUUGCAUGAUGGAUGUAACAUAAAUGUACGAAAACCAGAACUUCUUUAUCUAUCCAAAAAAAUCUUUUCAAAUGCAGAUUUACAGCUUAAAUGUAGAAGUUGCAUUUGGUGGCUGUUUAGAGCUAGUCUGCUGCAUCAGCAUGUGUUAGACGAAGACUCAGGAGUGCUAUUUGAAGAAAUUGAGAAUCUAACAAUGGAAAUUAACAAACUGAGUAUAUUAGAAGAUUCUCUCUGCAAGCUCUUGUUCAAUUUGGAAGCUGCUAGAUUUUAUUUGUAUUAUAGAAGAACUCAAAAUUCUGAAAAGCAUCUUGAAUAUGCAGAAAGUAUAGCAGGUUUAAAAUUAAGUUUAGAAGGUGCAAUGGGAAAACGUACCAAGUAUCAACAAGAAGAAAAGGCACAGUUGUACCUCAAAGUAGAGACGAGCAAGGAUAUUUUUCCUUCAAUAGAUUGUGAAGAUACACCAAAAUCUUUAAACUUAAACGAUGAAUUGAGAUUAGAACGCAUUGAGUUUUCAGAGCACAAAGAAGAGACUAAAUUAGGUAUGGUGGAGGAAGCAAUAAUUUUGACAAAAUAUAUUCAGUUGCAGGUGUGUCAACCUAGGCACAAACUCACUGAUGAGGAAAUCAGACCCUACCUGACUAAAGUUGUAGAGAAUACAAAAAACUGGUCGUUAAAGAUGACUUCUUUAUGCUAUCGUUGCUUGCUGGAAUCUGACGAUAAGAGAACAGUCGAACGAUCUAUGAUGCAGGCGGAGUCUCUUUUAAAAGAUUACAAUGAUGCGAAAGUAUCUGUAGCCAGAAGGAUGGAUUUAUUUUUCGCGAGUGGUAUGAGACCCAUUUGGACAUUAGAGGAGAAAUGGGCCAAUAUAAUGGUCAGUCUUGGCUUGGUAAAGGGAGCUUUGGAAGUUUUUAUAAAACUAGAAUUAUGGGAAGAUGCGAUUGCUUGUUACAACAUAUUAAAUUUGAAACACAAGGCAGCUGAAAUUAUUAAGCAAGAAAUAUCUAAAAAGCCGACAGUGAAAUUAUGGUGUCUAUUAGGCGAUGCAACUGGAGAUGUGAAUCAUUAUGAAACAGCAUGGAAAUUAUCUGAGGAAAAGAGCAGCAGAGUACAGAAACAUUGGGGAUUUUAUUACUUCGCGAAGAAAGAUUAUGCCCAGGCUGUACCACAUUUAAAGCUAUCGGUCGAAUUGAAUAAUAUUCAAGAACUUGUGUGGUUUAGACUGGGUUAUGCAGCAUUGCAGGUAGAAGAUUGGAAAUUAGCUGCAAUGGCGUACAGACAUUACUGCGCUUUGGAACAAUAUAAUUUUGAAGCAUGGAACAAUUUAGCAAAAGCGUACAUAAGAUUGGGAGAUAAACCAAGAGCUUGGAAAUCUUUACAAGAUGCCAUAAAAUGCAACUAUGAUCGUUGGGAAGUUUGGGACAAUUUGAUGGUCGUAAGCAUCGAUUUGGGACAUUUUUCAGAAGUUAUUCGAUGCUAUCAUCGUAUUUUGGACUUGAAAAAUAGCCAUUCAGAUGUACAAGUUCUCCAAAUAUUAACAAAUGCCAUAAUAAAUAAUAUUAAUGACGCAGACGGAAAUCCAACUUUUCGUUUGCUUCAAAAUACAUUGGAAUUAUUUGGAAGAAUCACUUCUAAUGUAGUUAAUAAUCCAGACAUUUGGAGAAUGUACGCUGAACUUGUCAUAUUGAGAAAAACGGACGUUGACGAAGAAAAAGCGGCACAGUAUCUGCAACAAGCGUAUCGUUUUAUUACUUCAAAUCCAAAAUGGUGUCGCAGCGAGGAUACAGCUCUGAAAGUAUUGGAAUUAUGUUGCAAUUUAGCGCAAGCGUAUUUACGUUGCACUACCGAUAUAACGGUCGUCAAGAAAAGGAAGAUGCUAGGAAGUGCUAAAUUAUCGCUUCAAGGAGUCGUGAAAAAAAUCAAGGAACAGGAAUGGAAUAAUACGAGCAUCAUCGACCAAUUAGCGAAAGUUGAAGAGUACUUAACGAUUAUAAGAAAUGAAUUAGAGCAAAUAAAACCUGCAUAAUAAGGAUAUAUAUAUAUAUAUAUAUAUAUAUAUAUAUAUAUA